Messenger RNA from Fomitopsis serialis, 281 nucleotides. RefSeq lists its product as uncharacterized. NCBI's taxonomy places the organism in Eukaryota, Fungi, Basidiomycota, Agaricomycetes, Polyporales, Fomitopsidaceae. The record is from RefSeq and is a predicted model, not a curated record. The coding region runs from base 86 to 241 and encodes 51 amino acids. The transcript is spliced from 2 exons.
ACCGACGAGCCCCCUGAGGGAGACCGCGGAUGCAAGUCGUGUUGUGUGCUACUGCGCAUCAUCACCGACCCUGUGUUCGCGUCUUAUGUCAAAGAACUGCAUGUACUUGCAUUCGCGAACAACGUCGCUCCCUUCGAGAUGUGUGGCCUGGCGAAUGCUAUCAGCAGCAUGCACAAUUUGCGGACAUUCAAGUGGUACACCACCCUCCCGUCGCAUUUGCUACCUGGCGACAACAUCCUGAUGGCACUGGCGUCGACCGCCGUCAACCUUCGCGAGUACAG